CCCGUCUAAGCCGGCCCUGGCCCGUUCGUCCUUUUCCCCGCCGAGGAAGGAUGCUGGACUACACACAGUUCGAAGGGUCCCAGUAUGGAUAUAUGUACCCCAGUGAUGGCAUCUGUGAUUUGGAUUCUUGCAAGCAAGAACUCUCCUUUCCUUCCUGUCUUGUAGACCCUGAGAGCUCCCUGGGGUCUGCUUUUUCAGAGGGCUGCAUGAACUGGCCAGAGAUGCAGGAGCCAGGCUACAACACCACCUUUGAAGCAGGACAUUUGGCUCAGCUGCAGAAUGUCCAAGUCUCCUAUUUGCCUGGCUCUUACCUCCAGCUCUCCCCAGACUUGGUCUACAACCCAGAUGAAAUGACGCCCAUGCAGAACAUGUGUCUUGGGUCCAAGGAUGAGUUUAAUACUCAGAGCUGUUUCCAAUAUGAACCAUACUCUGUUCCUGGGCCCGCCUCCAUCCCGUCUUCCGAGGAAGAAGAAUUCCGUCCAGGCAGCCCAACUCUCGAGGUGUCUGACAGCGAUUCAGACGAAAAUCUCUUGCCUGGGUUUGAUCCAGGUUCCCGCCGAAAGCUGCGUCUGUACCAGUUCUUGCUAGAACUCCUGGAGCGUGGGGACAUGAAGGAGUGUGUGUGGUGGGUCCAGCGUGAUGCGGGCAUCUUCCAGUUCUCUUCAAAGCACAAGGAGAUCCUGGCACACCGCUGGGGGCAGCAGAAGGGGAACCGCAAGAAGAUGACCUAUCAGAAGAUGGCCCGGGCCCUACGCAACUACAGCAAGACAGGCGAGAUCCAGAAGGUGAAGAAGAAGCUCACAUACCAGUUUGGGACCUCACUUCUGGCCAAGGCAACUCCCUCCUAAGGGUCCUCUUUUUCAGGAUUUACAGGGACUUUAGACAAUCAAAUGAACAGAUCUCCACCCCCAAUUUGUGUUGUCCCCCUCAGAAUCUGCAAUUCUGCUUCCAGGUGGGAACUUCCCCAGAAUCUUCUGCGAAGGGAAGAUGGAUUCCAGGGGGUUGCAGCAAGGGGCCAUGUCCAAGGGUAAAUGGGUCUGAGCUUCAUGGGGGAAUUGGGGCUGCUGGAUUUUCUUGGGUGGGAAGGGAGGUAGCAUUAUAAAGCAAGGACAAGGUUGGGAAUUAGGGUUUCUGGGAUUCUUGGGAGGGGAUUAGGUUUUAUCUGGUUAAUGGGGGUUAGGAACAAGUCUAUCAACUGAAGACCACUGCAUAGUGGGUUGGGUUUUUUUUGCAGUGAGGGAGCAGAAAAAUAAGAUUUUCAAUAGGAAAUAGACUGUGCGGUUACCUUCUGAUGGUGAAGGGGCUCGCUCUAUGAGAUGCGGACUGGAGAUGGUGGCAUUGAGCGUGAAACAGAAGGAGUCCAGAAUGCGGAUGGGUCGGAAGGCUCCUGUGUUCCUGCAGGGCAAAUGAGUCUAAGAAUGGCGGGUUGAACAAGAAGGAUGUUUUGUGAGGAAAUAUGUGGGUUGCUGGAUCUUCUAGGAGGGUAAUGGGGCCAUUCAGGUUAUCUGAGGCAACAGUGCCUAUGAAAAUUCCUUCCUGGGACUUUUGUAUAUAGUUCAGAUGUUUAUUUAAUACUAGGGGUUUUUUUAUCUCCAGAGUUUGUACAAAUCUGAUUUAUUUUUUAAUGGAUCUUUUCUGUAUAAAUUGUAAA
Messenger RNA from Eublepharis macularius, 1651 nucleotides. RefSeq names its product Spi-B transcription factor (gene SPIB). The record is from RefSeq and is a predicted model, not a curated record. Lineage: Eukaryota; Metazoa; Chordata; Lepidosauria; Squamata; Eublepharidae. Gene Ontology annotation, cellular component: nucleus. Gene Ontology annotation, molecular function: DNA-binding transcription factor activity, RNA polymerase II-specific; sequence-specific DNA binding. Gene Ontology annotation, biological process: cell differentiation; regulation of transcription by RNA polymerase II. The transcript has 6 exons. Bases 51 to 848 code for a protein of 265 amino acids.